AUGGCUUCGCACCCUGUGUCCAUACAUCCUCAUGGAGUUCGAUAUCAAAAGAUUCAUGAAGGGGCAUUAUAUGAUGACAACACAAGUGAUGAUGAAAAAAUGGAUGAUCGCGUUCAACCAGGCAGUCGUCAUGUAUACAGGUGGCUAAUGAACGAACAUGAUGCUCCAACAGAGUCGGAUCCAGAUUGCUUGACGUGGAUGUAUCAUUCACACAGACACGGCGAAACAGAACUGCAUGCAGGACUACUUGGUCCGUUAUUGGUAUGCAAAAAGGGAACACUUUCAAGUAAAAAUAUUGAUCAUCGUAUCGUUCUUGUUUUCAUGAACUUCGAUGAAAAUAAAAGCACUUAUAUUGAUGAAAACAUUGAUCGCUACGCUCCGGAACUCACAUCAGAAGAGAAAAAAACCAUAAAGAAAGAUGCGGAGUUUCGAAACGCGAAAGAAAAUUAUAGCAAUUUAACGAACAUCAUGGCGUACUUGAAGCGUCAGUCCGGCAUUCGUCACAAAACAUUGUUUUUCGCCGACAUAAAAGAACUGAUGACAUAA
Messenger RNA from Uloborus diversus, 546 nucleotides. Its product is annotated as hephaestin-like. The coding region runs from base 1 to 546 and encodes 181 amino acids. NCBI's taxonomy places the organism in Eukaryota, Metazoa, Arthropoda, Arachnida, Araneae, Uloboridae. The transcript has 5 exons. The record is from RefSeq and is a predicted model, not a curated record.